ACUAUCUCUCUCUCUCUAUCUCCUCACCACAUUCUCUCUCUCUUUCCCUUUUCACAGCCAUUUGUUAUUAGAUUCUUCUCCCUCUCUCUAUUGGAUUGUAUCAUAGAGACUGAUUAGUUCAAGCAACCCCAAACCAGAAUUCUCCUCCUCUUCCGUUUGUUUCAAUUUUCUGGGCUGUUCUUGUUUUCCUCCGUCCUUUCUCAGAAGAAGAACGUUCUUCACUUUGUUCUGGCUUUUAUUAAAGAAAAGACUUUUCUGGGUUCUUUUCUUGGUGGUGAAGCUUGUCAAUACCCAGUUUUUGUUUUUGCUUUUUGUUGUAAAGCUCAAUCAUAAAGAAAAUCUUUAAUCGUUAAGAAACUUGUCAGAGUCUCUGCUUUCUUGUGCAAUUAUAUUUAAUAACUUUUGAAAGAAUAAGAAAAAGGAUGGGGAAGCAAGGGCCUUGCUGUCACUGUGGAGUUACAAGCACACCUCUAUGGAGAAACGGUCCACCAGAGAAGCCAGUUUUGUGCAAUGCUUGCGGUUCCAGAUGGAGAACGAAAGGAACACUUGUAAACUACACUCCUCUUCAUUCUCGUUCUGAAGGUGAUAAUGAGAUUGAAGAUCACAGAGUUCAAAAGACGAUGAUGAUCAACGGAAUGCCUGUGAACAAAAAGAUCCUCAAGAGGAAGUCAUCACACCAAGAAAACUUCAACAACGGUUUCAAGAAGAGGUCAUUAGAGGAAGAAGCUAGCAAUAGAUCAAGUUCUGGAUCCGUUGUAUCCAACUCAGAGAGCUGUGAUCAAUCCAACGCAUGGGAAACUAUUUUUCCUUGCAAGAAGAGGACAUGCGUCGUGGUGGGGCGUCCUAAGGCAGCUUCUUCCGUUGAGAAGCUCACGAAGGAUCUCUUUAGUAUCUUACAAGAACAACAACAAUCUUCUUGUCUCUCUGGUUGUUCAGAGGAAGACUUGCUUUUUGAGAAUGGAUCACCGAUGGUGAUUGGACAUGGGAGUGUUCUUAUGAGAGAUGAGGAGUCUGAAGCUAGCUCACUCUUGGUUGAGAGCAGCAAGUCUGUAUCAGUACGUUCUGUUGGAUUUGAGGUUAAUAGAGUCCAGAGAUCUCUAAACUUUGGUGGGAAUGAUAUAAAGCAGGAGCAACACAAGACCAAACCUCAAGUCUUGGGAAGACCUGGUUUACCACUUUGUAACAUAGAUUUGAAGGAUGUUUUCAACUUUGAUGAGUUCAUAGAGAAGUUUACAGAAGAAGAACAGUGCAAACUGAUGAAACUGCUUCCUGGAGCUGACUCUGUUGAUCUUCCUGAUAGCCUCAGAAGCAUGUUUGAGUGUUCUCAGUUCAAAGACAACUUCUCCUUGUUUCAGCAACUUGUGGCAUAUGGAGUUUUUGAGACAUUAUCAUCAUCUUCUUCCUCUAAGCCUGAAGAGUUUAAGAAACUUGCAAAGCUUGCUUUAUCAGAUCCUAACAAAUCACAUUUGUUGGAAAGUUAUUGCAUGCUCAAGGAACAGAGAAAAGGGAGUGAAGACUCUGUUACCACAAGUGAAAGACCUUCUGAAAGCUUAAACCAAAACUUCUCAGAGACAAGGGGUGUGAUGAAGAGCCCCAAAGAAGUGACGAAGAUGAGACCAAAACACAUUGGAACCGAAGAGAUUGUAGAGAACAGUGUCUAUUCCUUUAAUAACCAUAUGCGCUACGGUGGACCUAUGGUGUUUAGCUGUGAAGAUAAUGAUAUUUGUGAUGAGGAGGAUGUUCUUGUUGAUGUGCCGUCUAAUGGAUCAUUCCCUCAAGCAGAGCUUCUUCACAUGAUAUAAAAGAAAGAGAAAAGUUUCUCAGACUCUUUGCUGCUUGUUUCUCAAAAGAAAGACUUAAAAUACUUCAAGAUCUCUCUCUCUCACUAUCUCUAAUGAUUGAAGAGGAAACUUAAUUACUCUUUAGGCUUUUUUUGAGAAAAUGUGGCCAAAUGAGAUUAUUUUCUGCAUUAGAAAUUGCAAUCUGCAGAUAUUUAAAACAUAAGAACUUUUUAUGAAAUGGUUCUCUUUUGUGGUCUUGUUGAGACAUACACUGUUUUCUUGUUCUUACAAUACUCAGACGAACAAGAAAGUUUUCUUUUCUUUGUAAAAAUUAAUUUUAGUUUUCAUUUGGCAUCCUUGGAAGUUU
Brassica rapa (field mustard) is the source of this 2148-nucleotide messenger RNA. RefSeq names its product GATA transcription factor 27. Gene Ontology annotation, biological process: regulation of DNA-templated transcription. NCBI's taxonomy places the organism in Eukaryota, Viridiplantae, Streptophyta, Magnoliopsida, Brassicales, Brassicaceae. Gene Ontology annotation, molecular function: sequence-specific DNA binding; zinc ion binding. The record is from RefSeq and is a predicted model, not a curated record.